Molecule: messenger RNA, 7241 nt
Organism: Trichechus manatus latirostris (Florida manatee)
Lineage: Eukaryota; Metazoa; Chordata; Mammalia; Sirenia; Trichechidae
Gene: MPLKIP
Product: M-phase specific PLK1 interacting protein
Exons: 2
Coding region: 31-570 (179 amino acids)
Cellular component (GO): nucleus; midbody; centrosome
Source: RefSeq, a predicted model, not a curated record
AACGCGGCAGGGAGGAGUUCGGCCUGUGUUAUGCACCGACAGAAUUUUCGACCCCCGACCCCUCCUUACCCUGGCUCCGGUGUAGGAGGUUGGGGUAGCGGGAGCAGCUUCCGGGGCACCCCGGGCGGGAGCGGACCACGGCCGCCGUCCCCUCGGGACGGUUACGGGAGCCCGCACCACACGCCGCCGUACGGGCCCCGAUCUAGGCCCUACGGGAGCAGCCACUCUCCACGACACGGCAGCAGCUUCCCGGGGGGCCGGUUCGGGUCCCCGUCCCCUGGUGGCUACCCUGGCUCCUACUCCAAGUCCCCCGCUGGGUCCCAGCAGCAGUUCGGCUACUCCCCAGGGCAGCAGCAGAGCCACCCCCAGGGUUCUCCAAGGACAUCUACACCAUUUGGAUCAGGGCGUGGUAGAGAAAAAAGAAUAUCUAAUGAGGUGGAAAGUUAUUUCAAGCCUUCAAUGCUUGAGGAUCCUUGGGCUGGCCUAGAACCAAUAUCUGUAGUGGAUAUAAGCCAACAGUACAGCAAUACUCAAGCAUUCACAGGCAAAAAAGGAAGAUACUUUUCUUAACAUUUCAGAAAUUCAUCUGGAAGCUUCAUGUGUCAGGAACAUCUUGGACAAAACUGUUGCUUGUGUUAUUGAACCCUAAGAUGAUGACUUAGUGUAGGGUCUUGGUAUUUUUCGUCAUACCAAGUAUUAUUGGUCUAAAUUAGAGAAGAAAUAUGGUAGGGUAGUUUGCAGUAUUUAGCUCUUUGGUGGUGAGCUAUAUACAUGUAUCUAUAUUCCGUAUAUUUAAAACUUUUGAUUAUAUAUUGGACAUUUGUCUUUUAAUGUUUUUCCAACAUUUUGAAAUAAAACAUUUCGUCUUUCUAGCUAUAUUGUGGUUUUGUUGUAUGCUAAAAAGUAGAAUUAUUAAAAUAAUGCUUCAUAAGCAUAGGUAAAUUGUCUUUUGGAAACUGCUUUUUAAAAUGAAAUAGAUAAACCAUCCUUUGAGCUGUACACAGCUCUGUUUGUUUACAGGGAGAGAAGGAUGAAGAGAACGAAGAAUUCUAUACCAGUAUAUUCACAUUCAUUAUAACCAGUGUUCUACUUGCAUAUCUUAUCUAGUGCUUUUGUAAAAAUGCAUUGAUAUUUGAUUGGAAGUGACAGAAACUCACUUUAGCAUAAGUUUAAAAAAAGGUACUUAUACACACUUAACUGGAAAGUACAAGGAUAGUCCUAUUUCAAGCAUAGCUAGAUCAGAGUGUUCUGUGUCUGAAUUUCUGUUCUCUGUAUCUCUCAGGAUUAUGUAAUAAUUUUCUCCUGAUGCCAAAGAAAAUGACUACCGUCAGUCUCAAAUUCAUAUGCAUUGCUAAGAGAACAGCUCCCAGUUCCAUCAACCCCAGGGAAGACAGAUUGGCCAUGCUUGGAUCAUGUUUUUAUCUUCUUGAACCAAUAACUGUGACCAGGAAAGUGGUGCCUACUUAGCUUGUAAUCAUGAGCUCUCCCUGUAAUGAGACAGGCCCCAUAAUUUUCAGCCCCACUAGGCCUACCUGGAGUAGAGAAGUAUUUUUCCAAAGGAAGGGAUGCUAUAUAUGUAUUUUUUACACCUACAGUAAUGGAGACAAAAAUAGUAGUUUUUUUCUCCAAUGUUUAAAAUCAAGUCUUAUAACGUGCAGAUUUUUUAGAUGCUUUGAGAUCACAAUAUGAUGAAAAUGGAGCUCGUUAAAUUUUAUGUAAGCAUUUCCAGAAAGAAACAUUAUUAUCUAAAAAUGAGAAGAGUCACACCACCAAUUUGAGCCAUACCCAAUUCUAUUUGUUCAUUAGGUCUUUUGCAGAGACAGAGAAGGAAUUGAGAAGGUAAGGGUUUUACGUGAAUACAAGCUACAUGAGAGCAAGGAGUUUAGAAAUUCUACCAGUUUUUAGUUGAAUGAGUUACUUUUCUUCUCUAUGCCUCAGUUUUCUCAUUUGUAAAAUGAGGAAGUUAAUAGUACCCAUGUUAUAAAGGUGUUGUGUUUUGAAGAUUCAAUAGGUUUAUAUGUGUGAAACUCAGGCCAGGGCCUGACCCAUAGUAAGCUCUCAAUAAAUGGUAGCAAUUACUUUGUCUCCACCCCUAUAUUCUCAGCUCUUAGAAUAGUGCCUGGAAAAUAGAUGUAUAAAAGAAUGUUUGGUGAAUGAAUGCAGAAACUCUGAUUAUAAUUAAUACAUAAUACAUUUGUGUACAGAUCUGUAUAUGAAAGAGGAAAACUAGUAAAUUUUUCCCUGGUAUUUUAAAGUAAACCUAUUCUCUAACAUCUAGUCUUUCUGGAUGUUUUGAGGUUAUGAUAUAUGAUGAAAAUUAGAGUCGAAUACUUUUGUAUAUAACUUUUAUUGAACUUCAUAGAUAAAUACUAUCUUUAGGAAAUGACACUUGGAAAUAAUAAACCAUCUCUUGGAAAUCUUUGGGUUAUUGGCAAAGAUGAAGUCAGGAAGGAUUUUAUGCUAUUAUAUUUGGAAGAUAAAAUCCAAUUUUAACCUUUAAUGGUUUAUGUACAUUUUAUUUCAUUGUACUUUAUAAGUGUAAUGCUAAAAAACAUAAGUAGAAAAUUUCUUACUAAGUUACAACAUCUGCCUCCACAAGUCUAGUUCUUUCUGAGUUUUCUAAGAACAGUUUUGUCCUCAAGAAAGGGGCUUUACUGUAUAUAUUACUUUAGUUGAUAGUAUAUUUAGUUUUAAAGUUCUUAUUACUUGGAUAUUUUGGUUUAUUUGUCUUAUUAGGCUAUUUUUGUUUAGAUAUGAAAGUGAGUGAAAGAAAUUGAUCAUUCUUUAAAAUGGAAAGUGAUUUUUUUUUUUUUUAUUGUUUCAGUAUACACAUUUUUCCUCCAUAGGAAUGCUGAAAUAAUUUUGUUAGAAAAAUUUAUAGUUAAGUGUAAAACAAAAAACACAUUGCCAUCAAGUCAAUUCAGUAUGCAUCUUAAAAAUUUAGACCAUAAAUAUAACCUAUAGUAGGGUCUUCAACUCAAGGCAUGCAUACUCUGAGGAGUAUUCAACUUUCCGAGGGAUACUUAGGCAUGAAUAGCUUUAAAAAGAUUAUAUACUUUUUAAAAAGUGUAUAUUCUCAUAUAUAUUCUUUGUUAAAAUUGAUUUACCUAAGAGCAUAGGGGUCAUGCCAUCUCUUUUUUCCCUUUCAUAAUCACCCUUCUUCCACUUUACAAAAAAACCUGUGGCAUAGUUAUUUUCCAAAAGUGACUACAACUGUAUUUCAGGUGCCACAUACUCUCGCAGAACUUUGCUGCUACCCCUUUAAGAUGUGGACUUAUGUCUCUUCCCCUUGAACCUAAAAGGACCUCUCUCACUGCCCUGACCAAGGGAUUAUUGUGGAAGUUAAUGUAUUUUUGCUAUGGGUGAAGUGUGGUGUUAGAAGUGAGUUAUACUGGCACACGUGGAGGUGUUCACAAUUUAGAUGUGUUGUCAGUUGGGAAGAUGGAGUGAUGACAGUUUUGUUCAAUGACCUUGACUUUUUUGUCUCCUAUUGUGUAAAAAACCACUUUUUCCAAGGGUGAAUCCCAUGAAAAGAAAGCAAGGAGAACAUGAACAUAACAUAAAGGGAAAAGGUACCUUACUUUUAGGCAACAAACACCCGGUAAGGUUCCUUGCUGCAUCUAAAAAUAUUCAAGAUUGGUAUAAAAGUAUGAUGAGAAUUGGUGAAUUGACUGUCAGGCAGACUCAGUAUUCCCACCAUUCUCAAUAAUGAUAAAGAGCCUGAUGGGUGUGUCUUAGUCCCUGUCUCAGUAGCAUCAUCUACAUGAUUUCAAGGAGGCAGAUGGUAAAGGACCAUGUUUACUUAUGACAUACUACAUCUUCAAGUUAAAAGAACAUAUUUUAAAGGUAAGUUUAUGGUUUUACAUUUUCUGGUACAUUUUUUAAAUUCCUAGGAGAACCUUUUUUAUUAAACUUUGCCAGUACAUUAUUAGAUUCUAUAAAUCCAUAUUAACUUUUUAUGUGGGCCCAAGUCUCCUGCUUACUGUCACUCAACCAUUUCUCUGAUCUUUUUGUUCCUACCAUGUACGUAGAUUUAAAUUAACAGAAAGAUAUUGUGGACGUUAAGUAAUACACAUAUAAUAGUCACUACCUUGUGUAAGGAGCCCAGAGCACUUGGUUGCUAACCGAAAGGUCAGCAGUUCAAACCCACCAGCCACUCCACAGGAGAAAGAUGCAGCAGUCUGUUCCUGUAAAGAUUUACAGCCUUGGAAACCCCAUAGGAUUACUAUGAGUUGGAAUAGACUCAACGGCAGUGGGUUUUGGAAUACCUUGUAUAAGCCCUGAAGUUACUAGUGACCCAAUAUUUUCUCAUCUUUUUGCUUUUAAUUUCCACAAUUUAUCAUCUAAGACACCAUUAUUAUAAGAUUCCCCAUUAUUUUAUAUACCACUUAGGAAAAAGUACUGCCGAGUAGACUAUGAUACGCCAUCUAUUAUAAGAUGAGUCCCAAUUUCAGAGAUGUUAAAAUGUGUGUGUUAGCUUGAAGUAAUAUCAGCAGUACUCUUAAAAGCAGAAUAUGUCCUUACGUGCAGAAGUAAGGAGUAAAUAUUCCCAAAAUGUAGUUCAGGGUAUAGUGCAUUUAACUUUAGAAAAUUAGCUUUACUUAAUUAGGAUUAAUUUGUCCUUAGAUAUUUAUACGCUGUUCUAAUUCUGUAAAAAGUAUAAUAUUUUUUUAAUCAUGAAAUAAAAAUUCUAGUCUACAGGCAGUUCCAACUUAACGAAGGGGUUCUGUUCCAAUGACUCAUCUUUUUUUUUUUUAGUUUUCAUUAUUGUCAUUUAUUAUCAGUAUCUUUAUAAAUCCAAUCUUUGAACAUCUGAGAAUAACAUCAGCAAAUUACACACUGCAACAUUGUAUAUAGUAUAUAUUAACUAAUGAUAAGAUAUGCCCAAAAAAAACUUAAGUGUGGCUUGUCGUAACUCUAAUACAUCCUAAGUCGAGGACUACCUGUGUAUAUAAUUAUCACAAAAUGUGUGCAGUUUCCAAUUUUAUGGUGUUUUUUCUUAAUUUUAGCUCCAAAAUAAUAUGCUUCUAAAUGAAAUGGUUAUGGAUAAGUCCUGGUAAAACCUUUGAGUUAAUUUCCUAAGGAAUUGAGAAGGAAAAUGACUUGAACAACUAGAUCUUUUUCAGUUCUGGUAGUUUUCAACAAAGUUGAAGGAGGACUUAAUCAAAUUGUCAACUAAACAUUAAAAAUAAUUUGAUGAUAGAUCAAUUUGUGAUUUUCAGAAUAUAAUUUUGAAGGGGUCCAGGAAUUGAGUUGUAUUGCUGUAACAAAAUUCUUUCCAUCCCUUUUUUCUUAUAUACGUGAAUGAGGUUCCUCAGCACUUACAUCUAUACAUAAACAAUAAUAAAAUCAUCAGUAGGUAUAGAAAAAUACAGCACCUUCCAGCUCACUAAGAGAUACGUUUCCAAAUUUUACUUUGUAUCUUUAAUAGUUACUUAUUAAAAUAUAUUUAUGUUGUUUUCAUCAUUUGAAUAAUAAUAGUUCACAUGACAGAUUUUUAAAUACUUGGAGAUAUAUAUUCACAGGAAAUCCUUUUUAAUUUAUAAAAAAUUUGUAUUUCAAUAAAAAUAGUUUUAAUACAUUUUGAGAAACAUACAUGAUAGAGUAUCAGUAAAAGACUUUCAAACAUUAAAAUAUAUUACACUGAGAUAAAAUUACAUGAGGUGUAAUGGAAGUAUGAGGGGGCUAAAAAAUAAUGUAAAAUUUCUUAUUAAAGAAGAACUGUUCAUAUUUUAAAGGGAGGAUGGAGAAUGUCAAAUUGUGGUAGUAUUUAGAUUUUAUUGAACGCAUUUAAAAUAAUGAUGUAAUAGUUUUUACCUUAAAAUCAAUAUUUACAAUAUUCCAGAAAUGACUUCCUUUGCCAAAUUUUAAACUUACGAUGCAAAAAUUUUUAUCCACUUACAAAUGUAUAAAAGGAUAUAUUAAUUUUCCAAAUUAUUUUAGAGACUGUGUGACCAAAUUGUAAAGAUCCCAAAACAGAGAGAGGAGAACAGGGAAUAUAGUAAACUAUAAAUCCAAGAAAAAUCAGAGAAGGAAGGAAAAAAGUAAAGCUAAAAAUGGCAGCAGUAGGUCCAAAUAAAGUAGAAUUUCCGAUUAAAAGACAUGAGAUUGGAUUAGAGAAAUUAAAUAUAUCUGUUUGCUGGUUUACAAGAGACAUGAAAAAUAGUUAUAAAAAGAUUCAAACUCGUGUGUGUAUAUAUUAUUUAUACAUAUAUACAUCUACAUAUGUAUGUAUAUGUAUGUAUAUUUUCAAGUACAUACAGUGUGUAAUAAAAUUUUUAUAGAUUUUCUAAGUCAAAAAGGAGUCUACAAAUUUCAAAGAAUUGAUUGUUAUGCAGAUCAUAUUUUUUUUACCACAAUAUCAGUAAAUUUAAAAACCAAACCCCCCCCCUGUCAAAAAAUGUAAGAAUAAAUCAGUGAAACAGAAACUAUAGAGAAUGGCAACAAAAGCAAGAACUGGUUCUUCGAAUAAAAGAGACAAAUAUAAAAGAUCGAUGAAGGGAACAAAAAGAAAAAAAAAACAAUUUUAACCUUUGGUAUUACAUCAGGUUUUGUUUCCUUUUUGAGCCCUUAUGUUUGUGACAAUCCACUUCUUAACGACUUUUCUUAGACGUGUUUCCAAAAAACUAAGAAAAAUUUUACUUUAAAAAAUAUAAUAAAACAUUCUCUCUAGCAGUUACCAUAUAAGUCCAUUGGCCCCUUUUGUAAAUAUGAGAUAAUGGGAUUUUAAGACAUCUUAUUUUUUUCUGUAUCUUGAAAUAUUUUGCAACUUAAUAAUUCUAGGAAUGAUUUCAACAGUUAUUUGCAACUAUAGUAAGUAAAAAAAAAAAAUAGAAAAGAAUGGAUGAAAUCACCUAAAAAGGUAAUGCAGUAGUGAAAUAAAUCAUCAUUACAUCAUCCUUCAGGUUUUUUUUUAUCGUAUUGCCCCAAGAACUGCAUUACUUUUCAAGAAAUCUGUUGUUAGAUGCCAUCAGGUUGAUUUCGACUCAUAAUGACCCCAUGUGACAGAGUAGAACUGCCCCAUGAGGUUUUCUAGGCUGUAAUCUUUAUGGGAGCCGAUUGCCAGGUCUUUCUCCCACAGAACUGCUGGGUGGAUUUGAACCACCAAUCUUUCAGUUAGCAGUUGAGCACUUAACCAUUGCGCCACCAGGGCUCCUAAAAGAAAUCUAGAGACACUAUAUAAUUGUUUUUUAAGUUUUCAUUGGGCACAGUUGAGAAUUCAGCAUUUUUCUUCCAUAACG